AUGUCAAAAUCUAGUUCAUCACCUGACAUCAGGUCUUCUCGGAAUGAGCAACCAGAACAUUCACUUACAAUUAAACGCAAAGAUAAUGAAAGAGGAGCUGAAAACAGCCACUCUAAUGAUAAGACACACACGCAAAGUUUUUAUCGUGGUUCUCCUCAGCAAUCAUCAGAAAGUGAUUCUUUACAAAGUAACAAACAUCAUUUUUUUCUACCAGAUAUUCCUAAACCACACUUUAGAAAUAACUCUAAGAAUGAACUGAAAGAAAAGAAUACGACACCUAAACACAGCCAUGCAUUUUUGAAGGUCAAGAAGAAUUCAACUUUGCUAGAUGAUACUUAUCACAAUAUUAGCCAAUUCAGGAUGACAGUUGGUGAACGUAUAAGAAGAGUAAUUUAUAAAAUUGAAGACACGGUGGGUCCACUAAUAAAAAAAAUCAUACCCAACUUUAUUAUGGCACAUUAUGUAUACAUUCUAUUGUGGGUUAUAGUGGGAUCAAUUGUAUUAUACCCGUCAAAGAAUUUGGACUAUAUCGAUUGUUUGAUGUUUGCGGCUGGCGCUGCUACACAGGGUGGCUUGGCUCCUCAACAGUUGAAUGAUGUGAAGUUAUACCAGCAGAUUACUAUUUACAUGGUUUGCAUGUUCACAACUCCGAUAUUUAUUCAUGGGUCUUUAACGUUUAUUAGACUUUAUUGGUAUGAAAAGAGGUUUGACGAUAUAAAGGAAAAGUCUAUUAAUCAAUACAAGAUGCGUAGAAGUAAAACAAUUGCAAAUUUGAGGUCCGAGACAAAUGCUAGAACGAUGUCGGCAAAUUAUACCAAUUCCCAUAGAAACUUUGACAGCCACAACGCACAAGAAGGCUUGACUAGCCGGAUGAAAAGAUUUGAAAAUAUGAAAAAUUUUGGAAAUUCUGAUAAUAUAGAUCCUCUUGAUACUGAAAAUAUAACUACUAAAAAUAACAAUUAUAACAGUUGGAAUGUUAGUCAGCGCAAUAAACGUAAUGAUAAUCUGGAAAUAUCUAAUGAUCAUAAUGAUGAUAAUGAUUGUGCGGUUACGGAUUAUGAUGACGGUGAUGAGAAUGAUAAAUAUACUGCUAAUAAAGGCAGUGGGAGAUAUGAUGUUGAUAAAAAGUUAGAUGAUUCCAACGAAGUAUUUACCUCUAAAAUAAAUACUUCCUUAAAUCAUGACCAUGCAGUUGAAUCGCCAACUACUAAUAUCAAAUUUGGAGAACUACCCAAACCUUUCAAGAAGAAGGAACGUGAUAUUGCUCCUAGAGACUUAUACAUGUCUAUUUCAGCGCUCCAAAACGACUCUAACAGUGACUUUGAUGACGAAAUGGGUCCUGCUUUACAUUUCAAGAGCCCGCAUGAGUUGGAGAAAGACAAAAGAAAGGUACCACUACGUCGUAGGAAACACAGAAAAAUAUUGAGGGAGAAAAAACUAAAGGAAUUGAAAAAAAAAGCACUCCCGUUAUUACAAACAGAAAAAUCCAUUGUUGAUACAGAACUAGCCGAACAACAGGGGAGAAAUUUUGAUUUCACAUCUCAGACUAAUAUCGACACCAAUGCAGAUUUGACAAAAAAAGAAAAAGCUAGAAGAGCCAUGUCGUCUCCAAUGUUAGAAAAACCUGAUAUCGGCUCUCAUCAGGAAUUGCCCCUUGAUUUCGAUUCUACAGCUUAUAAGCCUGGGUUUAAACAUUUCCAGAGAUCGCAUACCUUACAUAUGCCUGAAUUUUCGAAGAAACUAUUUUCGAACUUUGACAACUCUAAUGUUUCUCCGGGACCGGAAAAUGUGGAUGAAUUUCCUUACCUAAAAAGAUUUAAAAGUCGGAGACCAAGUAUCUUUACAAAAAGAAGAACGUACUCCAAUUUGGACCAAUUGUCGGAUGAUGAUUUUGUAAAUAAUUAUUUGACAAAUGUGCCUACCAACUACUUGUCUUGGAAACCAACAGUUGGGCGGAAUUCCAAGUUUAUUGCUCUAACAAAGCAGCAAAAAAUUGAAUUGGGUGGUGUCGAGUACCAAUCUAUGAAACUGCUAGGAAGAAUUUUAGUGGCGUAUUAUCUUGGUUUUCAUAUCUUGGCAUUUGUUUUAUUCGUCCCUUAUGUCACACGGCGAUCAAAUUAUGCUAAAAACCUCAGAUCUGAUGGUGUUUCUCCAGCAUGGUGGGGAUUCUUUUCUGCGAUGAGUUCUUUUAACGAUUUAGGAUAUACUCUUAAUGCUACUUCAAUGGCUCUGUUUGAUGAAAGUGCAUAUGUACAACUAAUAUCAGGAGCUUUUAUCCUGAUAGGGAACACAGCAUUCCCCAUUUGCCUUAGGUUUAUAAUUUGGUUGAUGAAGCAUUUUACCAAACCGUUGACUCUGUCGCAUGAUUCGUUAAGUUUUUUGUUGGACCAUCCAAGACGUUGCUUUACGCUACUAUUUCCGUCUGGCCCAACGUGGUGGUUAUUUGCUGUUCUACUUUUGCUAAACUUUUUGGAUUGGAUAUUAUUUAUUAUACUAGAUUUUGGGCGUGAAGGGUUAAGCUAUAUUCCGCGUGGCUAUCAAAUAUUAUGUGGUUUGUACCAAGCAAUUUGUACCAGAACUGCUGGGUUCAAUGUCGUCAAUUUAGCAUCCUUAAAUCCAGCUAUACAAGUUAGCUACAUGGUUAUGAUGUACAUUUCUGUUUUGCCGUUGGCAAUUUCAAUUCGUAGGACCAAUGUUUAUGAAGAGCAAUCAUUAGGAGUUUACGAAAGAGAAGAUGAAGAUCAUACAGAUUCUAAACCGAGGUUAAAAUACAUUGGUGACCAUUUAAGAAAGCAGUUAUCUUUUGAUUUAUGGUUUCUGUUUCUUGCAAUAUUUAUUAUAUGCAUAUGUGAGGCAGGUAGAAUUCAGUCGGGGGAUGUGAACUUUACAGUAUUUCAGAUAAUGUUUGAACUUACAUCCGCAUAUGGAACCGUUGGAUUGUCCUUAGGUUAUCCAAAUAAAAACACUUCCUUCUGCGGGGAAUUUAGCAAGAUAUCAAAACUAGUAGUUGUUGCAACAUUGAUCCGAGGAAGACAUAGAGGUUUGCCAAAUUCUAUUGAUAGAGCUAUUAUGUUAUCAGAUGAAAAACUCAACUUGAGGGAUGAUCUUGAAGCCUAUCACGCAAUGAGGCGAACUGCUACUACAAUGUCCAACACUGAAACAAUGUUUCCAAGCAUUACAAAGGUUGCUACCGGCCAAAGGAGACAAACUAUCGAUAGACAGCCGACUAUUUCUGAAAACAUCAGGCAAGGCGUUAUUCCUUGGGGUGAUAUACUGACCAAGGUAGGCCAUUUGUUAGGUAAAACCGUUGCCAACAUUCUAACAGUUUCAGGAGCUCCAAAGGAGGAAAAAUACGCUAGACAAAUGACCAGAUAUAGCACUUUCGAUGAUUAUCCACUGAGGAGUAGAUCCACUAGUCAAUAUACUAGAAGGAAUAGUAACUUUGAAGAUCGAAACAUGGGCUAUGACAAUUACCAUGAUAAUGAUGAUGAUAUUUCAUUCAACAGUAGUGUUGGUGAAAGUGAAUCUGUUCCCUUGAAAAACUACCCACCAUUUUCAGAUGGAAGAGGCGGUAAAAACAAUCACUCACAAACAUACUCACAAGAAGAAAGGUCUGUCAGAAACUACUAUCCAGUCAGGAGUUCUAAUGGGGCGAAUGGAGACUCAGAAUCAAUAGUAACACCCGAGUCAUAUGUCAGUGAUCUUCAUUCAAGUAUUUCUUCAAAAAAGAGGAAGCUCAACUAG
Molecule: messenger RNA, 3744 nt
Organism: Pichia kudriavzevii
Lineage: Eukaryota; Fungi; Ascomycota; Pichiomycetes; Pichiales; Pichiaceae
Exons: 1
Coding region: 1-3744 (1247 amino acids)
Biological process (GO): potassium ion import across plasma membrane; intracellular potassium ion homeostasis
Cellular component (GO): plasma membrane
Molecular function (GO): high-affinity potassium ion transmembrane transporter activity
Source: RefSeq, a predicted model, not a curated record